Messenger RNA from Phytophthora nicotianae INRA-310, 231 nucleotides. RefSeq lists its product as hypothetical. The record is from RefSeq and is a predicted model, not a curated record. Lineage: Eukaryota; Oomycota; Peronosporomycetes; Peronosporales; Peronosporaceae. Bases 1 to 231 code for a protein of 76 amino acids. The transcript is spliced from 2 exons.
AUGCAGCAACAAGCACUGGAAUUCUGGGUUCGCCGCGGUAGUGAUUCGGUACAAGACAGCAGCCAGGAAAACACGGAGCAGUGCAGUAGCGAAGCCUCUGCAGAUGCAGGUUCGACAGAGCCAACAGCAGCAGCUAUUGAUCUUUUAGAAAGCUUGAAUGUGAUUGCAGACACGGUGGACGACUACGACGAUGUCGUCGAUAACUUCAUGGGCGGGCCUGUAGGUGUGUAG